UUCUUUCUUUACCCAUUUUGAUCAACGAACUCCCCAUCGAUCUCUUUCAACCUUUAAGGGACUCCAUUAACGCAUAAAACUUGAAACAAAAAUGGUGAGAGCUCCCUGUUGUGAGAAGAUGGGGUUGAAGAAAGGUCCAUGGACUCAUCAAGAAGAUCGAAUUCUCAUUGAUUAUAUCAACCUCCAUGGUCAUCCCAAUUGGCGAGCUCUUCCAAAACUUGCAGGUUUAUUGAGGUGUGGGAAGAGUUGCAGGCUGAGAUGGACGAAUUAUUUGAGACCCGAUAUUAAAAGGGGUAACUUUAGUAGAGAAGAAGAAGAAACCAUCAUUCAGUUGCAUACCGCCAUGGGAAACAGAUGGUCAGCGAUUGCUGCAAGAUUACCAGGAAGAACAGAUAACGAAAUCAAGAACGUUUGGCACACACACUUAAAGAAAAGAGUAAACCCUAACCAUACUACUGAACCCACCUCCAAUUUUGAAGAAAAACAAGAAGAAUCUAAGGAAGAAGAUGAACAAACCGGUGCCAGAUCAUCAUCAUCACCAUUAGAGACGAAUUCCACCAGUAGUACUGAUCAAACGAGUUAUAAUCAAAUAGAUUCUCCACAGCCUUCGUGUACUGAAAUUUCUUCAGUAACCACAAGUACAAAUGAUAACGUGUACAAUGAGGAGAUGAUUUUGGAGAACUUCCCGGAGAUGGAUGAUGAAUUUUGGUCUGAGGUAUUUUCAGGUGGGAACUCCGACGAGUUUCCGUUGGUCCAUGAAAACAUAGGUCAACUUCAAAGUGGAUGUGGGCAAGAGUCAAUUUUGCACGAUGAUAUGGACUUUUGGUUCAACGUGUUUACAAGAGGAGAAGAAUUACCACAAAUUUAAAGAAAAAGACAAAACUAUAUAUAUUUUUUUAGAUUUUCUUUUUCUUUUUAACAUUUAAAGAGUCGUUCUAACAAUUGUACUUGUAAUUCUGUAGCGAAGCAACGAUCACAUUUGUUAUCUUGUCUUUAGCAAAA
This is a messenger RNA of Cynara cardunculus var. scolymus (artichoke), 1002 nucleotides long. RefSeq names its product transcription factor MYB13. The record is from RefSeq and is a predicted model, not a curated record. Lineage: Eukaryota; Viridiplantae; Streptophyta; Magnoliopsida; Asterales; Asteraceae. Bases 92 to 868 code for a protein of 258 amino acids. The transcript is spliced from 3 exons.